AUGCCUAUACGCCAUUGCAGCCCAGGCCCAGAUCCACAUCCCCAGGACAUCGACAGCUUCGAAGGCCCCCAAUGUGCAGCCUGCCGUAGCUACACCUGGAAUCGGGCACAAGUCCCGAUAUUCAAAUCACCAGCACGAAGCCAGUGGGCAAAGCCAUAUAAGAACCCAUAUCUUUGUGACAAUUGCUACUGGGACUUGAACGGAAGUGUUGACGGGAUUCCAUGCAUAGAGUUUUUACCAUGCCUAUGCGGAAGACAUGAGAAUCUAGCCAUUCUGCUCGCCAGCAAGCGAUUCUGGAACGAUGCUGCACCGAUCUUCUGGAAGGAGAACUGGUUCGCCUUCGAGGAUCCCUCCCUCCUAACGGGAUUCCUGACUGCUAUCCGCCCGCAAGUGAGAUCGUGGCUAAAACGGAUAUCGUUUAUGCCUCUUCAUCCUUAUCUGACUGCCGGUAUCCCCAGUACAAAUACAUGGGUGCCGGGUUCGAUCUGGAAUGAAUGGGAUGACAUUGAAAACUGCUGGGGUCUACUGAGACUAUGCGAGGGGCUGACGGAGCUGGAGCUUGAUGUGGUGUUUUUGACACGCAAGGAAUGGGCUCAGGCUAUUCGACUAAUUUCUGUCAAGAAACAAGUUACCUUUCUCCGCCAGAUGAACUCGGAGGACGUUGACUAUGUGACUGAAGAUUCAUGGAACCUUAUAUGGAAGUCGCUCGUUCGGCGGAAACGAUUCGACUCGCCCACGACUGCUUUACUUGCUUCUAGCAUGACUGGCGACAGGGCUAUUAAAAGAAAAGUUCUGCUGAAUCAUUACUCUGAGAGCACCCCACAUCAAAGAUGUGGUGAUUACGGGGUCAAGUUUACUGAGGGCAUGAUCGGGGGUCGAAGACGGGUUUCAUGA
Penicillium psychrosexuale is the source of this 894-nucleotide messenger RNA. RefSeq lists its product as uncharacterized. Lineage: Eukaryota; Fungi; Ascomycota; Eurotiomycetes; Eurotiales; Aspergillaceae. The transcript has a single exon. Bases 1 to 894 code for a protein of 297 amino acids. The record is from RefSeq and is a predicted model, not a curated record.